AUAACUCAGCUGCCAUCACAGAAAUGCAUAAGCUUCUGCAGGUCUAUUGGAGUGUGUUUCCUCUUUGCUCAGCAUACCUCAACUCACCUAAACAUCUUUGGGAAGACUUGAAAUCAGAAGAGAUGAGUCAGGCGCUUUUGGAAUGCUAGAAAAACAAAGUGGUCGGUACCAUAAUUAUAGCCAUCAAAUGGCAUUCAAGGGUCAGAUACAACCCCCCCCAAGGAAAAGAAUCACCUCUAGUUGUAUAUCCUAAAUACUAAAGAUCUGUAUCUCAUUUGAUUAUUUGCUCCCUUAGUUUACCGCAACCACGACAAGAAGAAGAGCCACAAGUACGAGUUGUCCAAAUCCCGGAUGAGGAAAAAGGCAGGGGGGAGGGACAAGGAGGGGGGAGGAGGCACAAGGCGAGGGGGCAGCCGGGUGUCCAGCCAGCGUCCAUCACGUUCCCAUAGCGACGAGGAGGAGGACGAGGGAGUGCCGGCCAGCUACCACACGGUGUCAUUACAGCUUCUGGAUCUGAUGCACACACUGCACACCCGGGCUGCCAGCAUCUACAGUUCCUGGGCGGAGGAGCAGCGCCACCUGGAGGCGGCCGGCCGGAGGAUCGAGGCGGACUCUCAGACUCUGUGGAGCAGCUGCUGGUGCCCGCUGCUGCAAG
Messenger RNA from Notothenia coriiceps (black rockcod), 655 nucleotides. RefSeq names its product golgi-specific brefeldin A-resistance guanine nucleotide exchange factor 1-like. Lineage: Eukaryota; Metazoa; Chordata; Actinopteri; Perciformes; Nototheniidae. The annotation marks the transcript as partial. The transcript has 2 exons. The record is from RefSeq and is a predicted model, not a curated record.